AUGAGCAAGCCGCUGGUGAUACGCGUCGGUGGGACCAGCGGUGAUCAUGUUUUCUUCAACCGAAAUCAGGAUAAUGGGACUUACUCCAAGUCAGGCCCAGAAAGUAAGAAAAAUAGCAAGGACACCUUUUAUAUCGGGCCUAGCUACUUUGAUACAUUCAAGCGGUUCCAGAAGGCGUCGAUGAGCAUAAAAGCGCCUAUGGGUGCGGAGGUGGACAUGGAAAAUACCGUGGCCUACAUACAGCAAGCCUGGAAGGCACUUGGAAAAAGUCGACUGGCGGCUAUUGCACUUGGAAAUGAGCCAAACUCGUAUCGUAAGAGUGAGGAAACGUUGACAUUAUACGUCAUAGAUGCUCUCGAUGUUGAGAGUCAGAUUAUCAAGAACCUUUCGCUGAUUGGUGAUGAUUCCCACAUCUUUCAAGUGGGAGAAAUUGCCAGUCGGUCUGUGUUGUCCGAUAAAUUUAAUCUGUGA
This is a messenger RNA of Penicillium waksmanii, 471 nucleotides long. RefSeq lists its product as uncharacterized. The transcript has a single exon. Bases 1 to 471 code for a protein of 156 amino acids. The record is from RefSeq and is a predicted model, not a curated record. Lineage: Eukaryota; Fungi; Ascomycota; Eurotiomycetes; Eurotiales; Aspergillaceae.